CACAGUAAGAGAUUAUAGCAAAGCAUCUAUAAUCAACUCAGCUUAAGAAGUUUUGACCUUCUGGUUAGGCUUCUUGCCACAACAGAACAGCACCAAAAUCAUGGCCUUCUUCUCCCGACUGGAUCUCCAGGAGGGCCUCCAAACCUUCUUUGUUUUGCAAUGGAUCCCAGUCUAUAUAUUUUUAGGAGCUAUUCCCAUUCUCCUUAUACCCUACUUUCUGCUGUUCAGUAAGUUCUGGCCCUUGGCUGUGCUCUCCUUAGCCUGGCUCACCUAUGAUUGGAACACCCACAGUCAAGGUGGCAGGCGUUCAGCUUGGGUACGAAACUGGACCCUAUGGAAGUAUUUCCGAAAUUACUUCCCAGUAAAGCUGGUGAAGACUCAUGAGCUUUCUCCCAAACACAACUACAUCAUUGCCAAUCACCCCCAUGGCAUUCUCUCUUUUGGUGUCUUCAUCAACUUUGCCACUGAGGCCACUGGCAUUGCUCGGAUUUUCCCAUCCAUCACUCCCUUUGUAGGGACCUUAGAAAGGAUAUUUUGGAUCCCAAUUGUGCGGGAAUAUGUGAUGUCAAUGGGUGUGUGCCCUGUGAGUAGAUCAGCCUUGAAGUACUUGCUGACCCAGAAAGGCUCAGGCAAUGCCGUGGUUAUUGUGGUGGGUGGAGCUGCUGAAGCUCUCUUAUGCAGACCAGGAGCCUCCACUCUCUUCCUCAAGCAGCGUAAAGGUUUUGUGAAGAUGGCACUGCAAACAGGGGCAUACCUUGUCCCUUCAUAUUCCUUUGGUGAGAACGAAGUUUUCAAUCAGGAGACCUUCCCUGAGGGCACGUGGUUAAGGUUGUUCCAAAAAACCUUCCAGGACACAUUCAAAAAAAUCCUGGGACUAAAUUUCUGUACCUUCCAUGGCCGGGGCUUCACUCGCGGAUCCUGGGGCUUCCUGCCUUUCAAUCAGCCCAUUACCACUGUUGUUGGGGAACCCCUUCCAAUUCCCAGGAUUAAGAGGCCAAACCAGAAGACAGUAGACAAAUAUCACGCACUCUACAUCAGUGCCCUGCGCAAGCUCUUUGACCAACACAAAGUUGAAUAUGGCCUCCCUGAGACCCAAGAGCUGACAAUUAUAUAACAGGAGCCACAUUCCCCAUUAAUCAACCCCCAAAGCCAUGAGGGAUCCAAGUAGAGCCACAGAAAAAGAAUUCCAGGAGAGGGAAAGAUCGGAAGGAUGAGAGAGGGGACCAUCCAAGCCAGAAAUUAUUUAAUAAAUCAGAGUUCUAGCAAUAGAGUCCUCUCCCAAGUGGCUGAGGCAGGCUUAGGGGAAAGAACCAGAGGGGCAGGGGGGAAGUGGGGAGGGCUGGCUAGCCAGAGGAGUUGGCUGUAUCACCCCUGGUUAUUCUAGGGCAACAGCCCAGUUGGGGAGUCUUAUGAAUCACUCCAGCCAACUCUCUGAUCACAAAGAAUACUGUGCCGCUUUCUCCUAAACCUUAGUUCACCAACACUACGUAGGUUUAGACUUAGAAGCUUUAUUUGGAACAGGGAUAGUUUGUUUCCUCUUGGUCCUUUCCUUACAACUUGGGAACUGCCACAAGGUAAACCAGGGACCUGAACUGUAGCUGCCUGGUCCAAGCAGACAGGAUUCCCUCAGUUGUGAUAGAGUUCUAGAUUGGCAAUGCAGUUACAUUGUUUCUUCUUUGAAAAUAAAGUUCUAGACAUAUAAAACAGGA
Molecule: messenger RNA, 1709 nt
Organism: Pongo pygmaeus (Bornean orangutan)
Lineage: Eukaryota; Metazoa; Chordata; Mammalia; Primates; Hominidae
Gene: DGAT2L6
Product: diacylglycerol O-acyltransferase 2 like 6
Exons: 7
Coding region: 101-1114 (337 amino acids)
Biological process (GO): lipid metabolic process
Cellular component (GO): endoplasmic reticulum membrane
Source: RefSeq, a predicted model, not a curated record